This is a messenger RNA of Trypanosoma rangeli, 894 nucleotides long. RefSeq names its product putative CTD nuclear envelope phosphatase 1A-like. The coding region runs from base 1 to 894 and encodes 297 amino acids. The record is from RefSeq and is a predicted model, not a curated record. Gene Ontology annotation, molecular function: phosphoprotein phosphatase activity. NCBI's taxonomy places the organism in Eukaryota, Euglenozoa, Kinetoplastea, Trypanosomatida, Trypanosomatidae. The transcript has a single exon.
AUGCAGUUUGGACGCUCCGUGGGUGCAAGAGUGCCGUUGCAACCUAUUGCUUCCAUAACCUCUCACCACGUUCUUUCCUACCAGGCCACACGCCAAAAAGUACUCAUCAUGGACCUUGACGAGACACUCUGCUUUGUGUCAACAAAACUGUCUGCCUGCCGUUAUCCCCCAACCUUUUCAGAGGUUAUUCCGACCGCCACAGGGGCGGAACUUUUUUUUAUUUGGGAAAGGCCACAUUUACAUUUAUUUCUUCGUACUCUAGCGAAGCUGUUUAAUCUUGCCCUUUUUACAUCUUCGACCAAGCCGUACGCGGACUCCAUUCUUCGUCGCCUGGACCCAGAAAGACUCAUUAAGCGUCGUUACUACCGACACCAUUGCGGACAGGUCUCUCGGGCUGCGUUUACGGGGACGCCUGAACAACGCGGUGCGGCACAGAAUGUGGGAUCAUCCUGUGAAACGACGUCACCAGGUGCGAUAAAUGCAGUGGCACCCACACAGCAACGUUGCAAAAUAAUCGCCCUUGAGGCUGUAACGAGUGGCAUGAGAAGUACUGUGCCGCGUUCUACCGCUGCCACUGACGACAACAAGACGUCUGAUAAAGGUGAAGCUGAAAAUAGCACAGUACUUGUGAAGGAUCUUCGCAUCCUAAAAGUUCCACCGGAGUUAAUGGUCAUGGUUGACAACGUGGAGGAAUGCGUUUUGGCCAAUCGAGAUAACGCGCUCAUUUUGCCUCCGUUUUUCCCACCCGCAUUUGUGGGCACAACAGACAAUGAGGCAGACGAUGACGUUUUGCUUGCCCUUAUUCCCUUGUUGGAAUCCUUGCUGGUUGUUCCGGACGUGCGCUCUGUACUGCGGCACGGGCGAAUUCAUUGGCCCCAACGAAGUGAAAAGUGA